AUGCCAGUCUGCUUCACCUGCCGAACGGUGCUCCGACGCCAGAUCGACGUCCUCCGAACAUUGCGACAACGCCGACCACAGUCGACCAAGAACGAUCUAGUCGGCAACUCGAAAGGCGGAGAACAGGUCCCGACGCCGAACAAUGUCCCGACGCUCAACUUCUGGCAAAGGCUGGGGCCGUUUACCAGAGUCGCCCAGGCGUAUGCCCGCGCGCAGCGCAAAAGGCCCUACGUGACACAGAUCUGCACCUCGCUGUUCAUCUACCUAUGUUCUGACAUUUCGGCGCAGAGUAUGGGGGGGAAGGACUACGAUCCCACACGAACCGGUCGUUCAUUGCUCAUCGGCUCAAUAUCGUCGAUUCCGAGCUACCACUGGUUCGUCUGGCUUUCCGAAAACUUCAACUACCAAUCCCGCCUAUUAUCGCUCGCAACGAAGGUCGUCGUCAACCAGAUCUGCUUCACCCCGACGUUCAACACAUACUUCUUUGGCAUGCAAGCCUUCUUGUCCGGCGCGACGCUUCCCGAGACGUGGGAGCGCAUCACCAAGACCGUCCCAGUCAGCUGUCUCAAUUCGUGUAAGCUAUGGCCGGCUGUCACGGCAUUUAUGUUCGCCUUCGUCCCCCUCGAGUAUCGGCCGCUAUUUGGCGGGGGGAUUGCCGUUGGGUGGCAGACGUAUCUCAACUAUCUCAACCGUCGCGCCGAGCAAAGCAUGGAAAGGCAAGCGCGGGAAUUGGAGGAUACCCUUGCCAUUGUUUGCUGGCUGCCCCCGGCUGCCGGUCCUAACAUGGCGGGUUCAUAUCUCAGGGCCCGAAGCAGCCUCGCAAGCGCUGUGCGGCCCUUUACGCGCCCACAACCGCGACUCCAAAGCCGUGUCCCACAGCGAUUCGCCUCGACGACUUCCUCAACAAAACGUCCUCCGUCUACAACCCGCAACGUCUUAGCCACAACCCUUCUGGGGACGACCGCUGUGCUCGCAUACUACUAUGGAACCGACACCCGCGCGUCCUUCCAUCAAUGGCUUGUCCCGCCCCUGAUUCGCGUGUUCUUUCCCGAUGCCGAGGACGCCCAUCACGCCGGCACCGCGGCCCUCAAAACCCUCUACUCAUUCGGCCUCCACCCCCGCGAGCGGCCCUCCCCAGCCGACGGCGAUAUUAGCCCCACGCCAGGGUCCAAUCCCCUUGCGGUUACCGUCUUCGGCACCACCUUGGUCAACCCCAUCGGCAUCUCCGCGGGCCUUGACAAAGACGCCGAGAUCCCGGAUCCCCUUUUUGCGCUCGGGCCGGGCGUUGUCGAGGUUGGCGGGUGCACUCCCUUCCCACAAGACGGUAACCCUCGGCCUCGCGUGUUCCGCAUCCCUGCCAUCGAUGGCCUGAUCAACCGCUACGGGCUCAACUCGCGCGGCGCAGACGCUAUGGCUGCCCGUCUACGCGAGCGCCUGCGAACAUUCGGCCGGGGCCUAGGGUUAACGGAGCACGAGAUUCUGGCGGAAGAGAGCGGUGUCCCGACGGGUAGUCUGCAGCCCGGCCGCCUGCUGUGCGUACAGAUUGCUAAGAACAAGAAGACGGACGAGAAGGACAUGAACGCCGUCAUCCAAGACCACGUGUAUUGCGUGGAGCGGCUAGCGCCUUACGCCGACGUGUUGGUGGUCAACGUUAGCAGUCCUAACACGCCUGGACUGCGAGACCUCCAGGCAGCCGAACCCCUGGCACGACUCCUCGGGGCUGUGGUAGAAACGGCACAACAAACCCGCCGUCACGUAAAACCCCGCGUGAUGGUCAAGGUCUCGCCAGACGAAGAUGACGACACCCAAAUGGAAGGCGUGGUGCAAGCCGUGUGGUCGAGCGGGGUGGACGGAGUCAUUGUGGGCAACACCACGCGGCGAAGGACGGGACUUGUCAAGCAAGGUGUAAAGCUGAGCGGCCAGGAACAGAACACGUUGAUCGAGGACGGUGGGUUCUCCGGCCCAGCCAUGUUUGACCGCACGCUCAGCCUUGUUGGGAGAUACCGCAAGAUGCUGGACAGCUACUCGCUAAAGACGGCUGCCGUGGGGGAUGGGUCCUCGUCACAAAAGGUUAUCUUUGCGACCGGGGGUAUCACCAACGGGGAACAGGUACUGAAGGUGUUGAAUGCGGGUGCGAGCGUGGCAAUGGUCUACACUGGGCUUGUGUAUGGGGGCUCGGGCACAAUUACGCGGAUUAAGAAGGAGAUGCGGGAGAAGCUCGCGGUAAAGGAGACAUGA
Dichotomopilus funicola is the source of this 2238-nucleotide messenger RNA. RefSeq lists its product as uncharacterized. The record is from RefSeq and is a predicted model, not a curated record. Bases 1 to 2238 code for a protein of 745 amino acids. Gene Ontology annotation, biological process: 'de novo' pyrimidine nucleobase biosynthetic process; pyrimidine ribonucleotide biosynthetic process. Lineage: Eukaryota; Fungi; Ascomycota; Sordariomycetes; Sordariales; Chaetomiaceae. Gene Ontology annotation, cellular component: cytoplasm; mitochondrial inner membrane. Gene Ontology annotation, molecular function: dihydroorotate dehydrogenase activity. The transcript has 5 exons.